Molecule: messenger RNA, 1012 nt
Organism: Asparagus officinalis (garden asparagus)
Lineage: Eukaryota; Viridiplantae; Streptophyta; Magnoliopsida; Asparagales; Asparagaceae
Product: MKI67 FHA domain-interacting nucleolar phosphoprotein-like
Exons: 9
Coding region: 130-756 (208 amino acids)
Biological process (GO): maturation of LSU-rRNA from tricistronic rRNA transcript (SSU-rRNA, 5.8S rRNA, LSU-rRNA)
Cellular component (GO): nucleolus
Molecular function (GO): RNA binding
Source: RefSeq, a predicted model, not a curated record
GCUACCCACUACUAGCCGCCAAUCAGAGCCAGCGUAAAAUAUCUCUCUUGCCUUCACGCCUAAAACCCUAAACGCCCCCAACCCGAAACCCUCACCUCAAUCUCUCGAAUUCAGUUUGUAAGGAUCGAGAUGGGUGCGAAAGCGAAGAAGGCGUUGAAGAAGAACCUAAAGAAGGCUGUUUCUCUUCGUACGAAUGAGCCUACUGAUUUUUUGCCGUUAGAAGGGGGUCCAGGCCAAAGAAUACCUGAAGAACCUGUGGAGAAUACGGCGACUGUUUUGUACAUUGGCCGUAUACCUCAUGGGUUUUAUGAGGAGCAAAUCGAAGGCUUCUUUAAGCAAUUUGGCAAGAUCAAGAGAUUUAGGAUUGCGAGAAACCGAAAGACUGGAAAAUCAAAGCACUUUGGAUUCAUUGAGUUUGAGAACCCAGAGGUUGCCAAGGUUGUAGCUGAUGAGAUUAAUGGUUAUCUACUAUUUGAGCACAAUCUUCAAGUGAAGCUUAUGCCUCCAGAACGUGUUCAUCCAAAGUUAUGGGUUGGAGCAAAUCGGAAAUUCAGCCCAUUGAAUUCGAGGGAAAUUGAGCGCAAGCGUCAUAACAAGGAAAGAACCCUUGCUGAACAUCAGAAAAUGGUAAAAGGAAUUUUGAAACGAGAUGAGAAGAGGCGUAAGCGGAUUGAAGCUGCUGGCAUUGACUAUGAAUGCCCAGAACUGGUGGGCGAGAAACAGCCUGCUCCAAAGAAAAUCAAGUUUACUGAUUGAAGAUGAAGACUAGAAGAUUUUUGUCGAAGGACUGGGAUUUUUCUUUUUUAAAUCUCCACAACAAUCUUUUGCAUACAGUUCUCUAUUAAGCAUGGGGUGAUGUUCGGAUCCUUGUAAUGUGGAGAAAUUUGGGAUGGAUGAUGUUUCUAACUUAAAAAAAAUCUCCCCUUUACAUGUAGCAUUUAAUGACUUAAAAUUGACUAAGAAAAUUGAGACGCUCUUAAGUUCUUGAAGGAAAAUUGAAUGAUUGUUUUGA